This is a messenger RNA of Theileria orientalis strain Shintoku, 2301 nucleotides long. Its product is annotated as N-ethylmaleimide-sensitive factor. Lineage: Eukaryota; Apicomplexa; Aconoidasida; Piroplasmida; Theileriidae. Gene Ontology annotation, biological process: SNARE complex disassembly; Golgi to plasma membrane protein transport; intra-Golgi vesicle-mediated transport. Bases 1 to 2301 code for a protein of 766 amino acids. Gene Ontology annotation, molecular function: ATP hydrolysis activity; ATP binding. Gene Ontology annotation, cellular component: Golgi stack. The record is from RefSeq and is a predicted model, not a curated record. The transcript is spliced from 11 exons.
AUGAAAGCAGUGGUGAGAAUAGUGAGGAAGCUGCCGGACGAGUCGUUAACAUACACGAAUUGCGUAUACGUGAACAGAGAGCUGUACGAAAAUCUGAAGGCGGAAUCGUUAAUGGCGUACGCAACAAUAGAAGGAAUGGUAUUUUGCGCAAGGUACCAUCCAACGGCGACGGCAAAAGAUGUGUUUAUGAACAGCUGCGCAAGAGAAUUGAUAAAAGUGGCGGUGGGAGAGACUGUGACGGUGUCUGCGGAGUCGACCGGCCAGGGAGUUUACGGCCACCAAGGCGUAGCCUCGCUGUACCCGGCGGCAGAUAGAAUAGUGCUCCAAGUCUCACAUUUCAGGCCUCAAAACAAGGGUAGGCGCAGCCAAAUGAAAAAUAACAACGUGUUUUUAGACCUUCCAUUCAUAGAGUUCGAGAAGCUGGAGCAAGUGGUGAAGAGUAAUUUCCUGGAGCACGUGUUGCACGAAACGCAAACAAUACCGAUUCUCCUGGAAAAAACGCAGCUAAAACUGAAAGUAAGUAAGCUGUUCUCAAACGUGAAGGACCCUCACUCGCUGAACCUGCUGAUGAAGGCAAGGCUGGUGAAGGAGACGAAGCUGGAGUUCGGGUACAAAACGCUGGAGGGAGCGGAGCUGCAGAUAUCGGACACGCAGAGCAUUUUUAAGCCGAACUUCAAGUUCGAGGAGCUGGGAAUAGGAGGCCUGGACGACGAGUUCGCGGACAUUUUCAGAAGAGCGUUCGCGUCGAGAAUAUACCCGCCCGAGAUACUGAAGGAGCUGGGAAUAUCGCACGUAAAAGGGUUGCUUUUAUACGGGCCUCCGGGAACGGGAAAAACGCUGAUAGCGAGGCAGAUUUCAAAAGCACUAAAUUGUUCAAAACUAAAGACCGUUAACGGCCCUGAGGUGAUGAGUAGAUUCUUCGGGCAGUCGGAAGAGAACAUAAGGAACCUGUUUCUCGACGCAGAAAACGAGUACGCAAGGUUGGGAGAUAGGUCGGGACUGCACAUAAUCAUAUUCGACGAAAUCGACUCGAUAUGCCAGAGAAGAGGGACGGACAUGUCAGGAACAGUAAGUGUCCGAGAUGCGGAGUUUAAAAAGCUGCUGUCGAAAAUAGAUGGAGUGGACUCACUAAACAACAUACUGCUUAUUGGAAUGACGAACAGGCUCGACAUGAUAGACGAGGCGCUGCUGAGACCAGGAAGGUUCGAAGUGCACAUAGAAGUGGGCCUGCCGGACGAGGACGGAAGGCAGCAAAUACUCAAAAUACACACGAGAGUUAUGAGGGAGUCGAACAGGCUCUCGGAAGACGUGGACCUGGACUACGUGGUGAAGCAGACGAAGAAUUACUCAGGAGCAGAGUUGGAGGGCCUGGUGAAGUGCGCAGUGAGUUACGCAAUACAGAGGCACGUGGACGGAAGUGACCUGAGUAAACCGAAGAACAUAGACCAAAUAAUAGUUAAACAAAGCGACUUUAACUCGGCGCUGGUGGAGGUGAAGCCUGCGUACGGAGUGGACUCAAUGAACCUGAACAUGUUCUCGAAGCACGGAAUCAUACCCUUCGGAAACAAGUUCCACCAGGUGCUGGAAACGUGCACGACGCUGGCGAAGCAGGUGUCAAGGUCAGAGAAGACGCCAGUGCUGUCAGUUCUGCUGCACGGAGCAGUAGGAUGCGGAAAGUCGGCACUGGCAGCGCACGUAGCAAGCAUGGCAGACUUUCCGUUUGUGAAAGUUAUCUCGCCAGAGCUGUACAUAGGGCUUUCGGAAUUGGCGAAAGUUAACGCGAUCCACAAGGCAUUCGACGACGCACACAAAACGCCACAGUCACUGAUAAUACUCGACAACAUAGAAAGGCUUAUCGACUACUCGCCGAUAGGACCGAGGUUUAGCAACAACAUACUGCAGAGUCUGCUGGUGCUGAUAAAAAAGGCGCCUCAGCACGAAAGAAGAAUAUUCGUAAUAGGAACGACCUCGGAAGAGGCGUUCAUGGACAUGGCGAAUGUCACGGCGGCGUUCACAGUGUCGACGCAGGUGCCGCUGGUGACGGGGCCGAGUGAAAUAUAUCAAGCACUGAGUGGAGUGAAGCUGCAAAAUUUAAAGUUUAGCAAGGAGGAGAUAUACCUGGUGGCGAACUCGGGAAAAAUACCAGAAAUAGGGAUCAAGCACCUGUUAUUGGCAUUGGAAAUAGCGAUCCAGAAGACAAAAGACCUAGGUAAGCGGUUUAAAGAAAAAUGGUUGUCAGGGAGUACACACAUCUCCAGUACCACAUUCUUGGAAAGUCUGGAAGCCUGCGGAUAUUUUUAG